AUGCCUUUUGUCAGAAUCGACGUCAUCAAGGGACGCAGAAGCCCCGAACAGUUGCGCAAAAUGGACGAUGUGAUCCAACAAGUCCUAGUCGAUACCUUUGAUCCUCCCGAGAGAGACAGAUACCAGAUCUUUAGUCAGCAUGAGCCAUGGGAAGUCAUAUGUUGGGACACCGGUCUCGGCUUUGAGCGAACGGAUGAUGUUGUUAGCAUCCACAUCUUUGCCCAAGGAAGGAAUCGAGAGAAGAAGGUGGCCAUGUACGAAACAUUAGGAGAAAGACUGGAAAAUGAGUGCGGGCUCAAGGGUAAUGACUUGCUCGUGUCUGUUACACCUCACGCGAAGGAGGAUUGGAGCUUCGCCUAUGCACGGGCACAGUUCCUGACUGGAGAGCUCUGA
Molecule: messenger RNA, 393 nt
Organism: Trichoderma citrinoviride
Lineage: Eukaryota; Fungi; Ascomycota; Sordariomycetes; Hypocreales; Hypocreaceae
Product: Tautomerase/MIF
Exons: 2
Coding region: 1-393 (130 amino acids)
Source: RefSeq, a predicted model, not a curated record